AUGAUGUUUACAUUACCAGAUGUAAGAAAACAAGAGACUGGUCUUAAAAAAUAUUUGGAAUUUUUCGAUCUCAGAUUUCCUCGUGUUCAAGAAGAAAAGCAUUUCCAGUCAUAUUACUAUUACACCUAUGCAAAACAAAUCAGAAUUUCAAUAGUAUUCCUAAUUGCAGUAUUUUUUAUAGGAACAAUGGUGGCAUACCUAUCACCUUUAAAUAUAACCUAUCUACCUUAUUAUGACAGCCCCAACAUUUAUUUUUUCAACUAUGUUCCAAAUAAUGAUAGUAGCAGCAGUAGUAGCAGUAUCAGUAUCAGUAAUAAUAAUAUAAAUAAUAACUAUACAGAAGCAGAUGGUCAUAUAGAUGAUAAUCAUUAUUUCCCAUAUUUAGCAAAUAAGAAAAGAGAUACAUUCAUUCUUAGAAUGGCUACAAUAGGUGCUCUUUUGAUGUAUUUUGCAUUUACUUUUACACCAAAUUUCAAAAAACUUUGGAAAUUUUUUAAUACUCUGGCACUAUUUUUAGCUUCGUGUAUAGUUUUAAUUUUUGAAAACGAUAUAAGAACAAUUCCAGGUAGAAUGAUACUAUUAUUUGUUAUUAUCUCAAUUUCAUCAGGAAUGACGUUUUUACCAACAAUUAUCUCAUCAGGAAUUUUAGGUUUAUUUUAUUUCCUAUAUUUUAUACUUUAUACUAAAAUUAAAGGAAAAGCAAUGGUAUUGAUAUCGUUGGUAUUAUUAGUCAGUUGGAUUAUCUUAAUGUUAAUUUCAAGAUAUAGAGAACAAUUAUUUAGAGAUAAAUUUAGAACUUUAGAAAAUUUGAAAAUUCAAACCAUGAGAUCUGAAAAAAUUAUUAAUCAAAUGUUACCAGCUGUAGUAGUACAAAGAUUAAGAUUACAAUCGUCAAAAGAUCAAUCAUUAGAAACCAAUUUAUCACAACAACAACAACUACAAAAAGAUAAAAAGAAAGAUAAAAAAGAAAAUAGUAAUAAUAAUAAUAAUAAUGAAAUUUGUUUAACCCCAGUAAAUAAUAGAAAGAAUAGUUUAGUUGUAGAUCCACAAUCACCAUCAUCAUUACAACCAGGUCAAUAUUCAGGAACCGAGUUAAUUGUUGAUAGUUAUGAUCCAGUUACAGUUUUAUUUUGCGAAAUAGUGAAUUUUAAUGCUUUAGUAGAAAAAAUGUCAUCAGCUCACGUUAUUAAUCUUUUAAACGAAGUUUACAAUUCAUUUGAUAGAUUGACAGAUGUUUAUGGUGUCACCAAGGUUGAACACAUUGGAAAUGUUUAUAUGGUUGUAGGUGGAUGUCCUGAACUAUGCCCAGAUCAUGCUCAACGUGUUGCCCAUAUGAGUUUGGGUAUGUUAUCUGUAAUUCGUAGAUUUGGUAUUGUUCAAGUACGUAUUGGUAUGCAUACAGGUCCAGUAGUUGGUGGUAUUAUUGGUAAAAAGAAAUUAAGUUGGCAUUUAUUUGGUGAUACAAUUAAUACAAGCUCACGUAUGGCAAGUCAUAGUGUUAUUGGUAAAAUUCAAGUUAGUCAUCCAGUUCAACAAUUACUUCGUCCAUAUUUCCUUUUUGAAGAUAGAGGUAAAAUUCAAAUAAAGGGCAAAGGUUUAAUGAGAACCUUUUAUUUAAUCAAAACCAAACAAUUGGAUAAGCGUUACACCUCAAUCUUUUCAAGUUUACAUCGUGAAAAACCAUAUAUUCCACCAGUCGAUAUAUCUGAAGUUAGUUUUGAUAAGCCCGAAGAAUCAUCAAGCAAUACAACAGCAUCAGCAAUUCCCCAAAGAAUCAGUGUUGAAAUGCCACCAAUGCCAAAUAGCGCACGUAGAGAACGUAAAGGUAGUAUUUUUGCCUCAGUAAUGCCUCCAAAAGUUUUAAAUUUCCUUCAAACUGGUUCAUUGUCAUCACCAUCAAACUCUUCAAAUAAUUUAACAAAUCUAGCGAAUGGUACCGAAACUGCAUCAGGUAGUAGCGGUACUACUGGUAGCAAUGUAAGCGGUAGUAAUGUAAGCGGUAGUGAAACCAAUACUGUAGCAUCACCAAGAUUCUCACACCCACAACUUCAACACAGUAAUAGUACAGGUUCAUUAAGUAGUUUAAUGAUGAAUAAUAACAACAAUAGUCCAAAUGGAAUCGACAAGAAAAAAGGUGUACAAUUUCAUACACCAAGCGGUACACUUUCAAAAGGCACUUUUGGUAGUGUAAGAUCACCAUCACCAGCAUUGUUUGAACAAUUUGCGAUGGAUGAUGAAAUGAAUGAAAAUGAUCUUUCAGUCGUUAAUACACCACAGGAGCAAAAUUUAUAUUUAGGCAAAGGAAUUCAUGGCUCAAAUGUUAUAGCUACAAACAAUUCAAAAUUAACACAACUCGAAAAAGAAUUAACCAUACACUAUACUUUAAAUAAAUUUAGAUUAUCGUUUAUUUCAAGAGGUAACUUGGUUGAACAGGAAUACAGCAACGAAUAUAUCACAAAUAACUUUAAUAGAAUUACAAUGUCAAUGCUUCUAGUUAACGGUCUUUUUGCUUUAGGUGGUCUUGUCGACUACUUUUUUUUAAAAUUUUCGUCCAUUUCCUCUGUGGUCAAAACCGAACCAAAUAAUAAUAACUCUACCAUUAUCACUCAAGAUUUUUCAACAUCAUCAAUAUACCACAAUGACCGUGAAGAAGAAAACGAAAUCUAUGAUAUAAUUACUGGUAUUCGUUAUGGUUUAGUAUUUUUUUGUUUAAUUUUUAUUUAUAUAAUUUCAAAAUUCAAAUCUUUUAAAAUUAAAAAACAUGUUCAAUUAAUAGCAGGUUUAUUUUUUAUAUUUAUAACGGCAAUGAUGUUGGUUUUAUCAAGUAUCCCACCAUUAAAUAAUUUACCAAACGAUACAUUAGCAUUGUCAAUUAUAAUGAUGAUUAUUACUAUAGGUUACAAUUUAUCAGGUAUUAAAUUUUGGUAUGCAAAUUUAGUGUGUUUCUUUUGUAUAUUAUUUUUUGAACUUUCAAUGACAUGGAAGAAUACCAAUAGAGAUAUCAUGCUAAGUCACAACUAUUAUUUGAUAACAGUAGUAUUAAUCAACGUUGCAACCAGUUAUUUUGAAGAGCUAUUCAAUCGUUUAAAUUGGGUCCAUGGUAGACUAUUAGAUAAAGAUCAAAGAGAAACCGAACAAUUGGUAGCUGAAAUUCUUCCAAAAGAUAUUGUAGAAACCAUGAAAUCUGGUAGACAACUAAUUGUCGACGAAUUUAAACAAGUUACCAUCUUUUUAUCUGAUAUUGUUGGCUUCACUGAAAUGGCUGCUCGUAUGUCACCAAGACAAUUGGUCGAAACACUAAAUCAAAUCUACUCUACCUUUGACGAAAUUGCCGCUGAAUUUGGCGUAUUAAAAGUAGCUACUAUUGGUGAUGCCUAUUUGUGUGUAUCAGGAUGCCCAGAGAAAGACCACACCGAUCAUGCCUUUCGUGUUGCAAAUAUGGCCAUUAAAAUGUUGGAGUCAAUUAAAUCAAUUAGAACAGUCGAUAAUAUACCUGUAAGAAUGAGAAUUGGUAUUCAUACUGGUCCUGUUAUUGCUGGUGUUGUCGGUAUUAAAAUGAUCCAUUAUCAACUAUGGGGUGAAAGUGUACAAAUAACUCAACAAAUGGAAAAUACUGGUAAAGCUGAUAUGAUACACGUUAGCGAAGAUACUUUUAACAUAUUAAAAUCAAAAUACCUCUUUGAAGAACGUCCAGAAGGUAUUAUCAAGAAGAGAAAAAUCAAAACCUACUUUUUACUUAGAGCUUUAAAUGAAAAUGAUCCAGUACCUGAAGUAGUAACAAGAACAAGAUCAGUUUCAGUUUCAAAAAAUGCAAUUGGUGGUACAUUACAAUUUAAAGAGCAUCAACAAUUAACACCACUAUUAAAAGAAACCACAACCGAAAAAAACAAAGAAAUUGAAGAAGAUGAUAAAGAAGAGAGUGAAGAAGAAGAGGAUGAAGAGGAUGAGGAAGGGGAUGAAGAUGAAGAUGAAGAGGAAGAGGAAGAAGAAGAAGAGGAAGAGGAUGAAAAUGGUGAAAGUAAUGAAAGUAAUGAAAAUAAUGAAGGUAACGAAAGUAAAGAAAGUGAUGAAUAUAAUAGCGACAAAGUUGAAAAUGAAGAAAAUGAAAUGGAAGGAGAAUGGGCCAAAAAUUAUGUUGAUUCAGAUUCAAGCUCGGAUAAAUAA
Molecule: messenger RNA, 4164 nt
Organism: Dictyostelium purpureum
Lineage: Eukaryota; Evosea; Eumycetozoa; Dictyosteliales; Dictyosteliaceae
Gene: GcaA
Exons: 3
Coding region: 1-4164 (1387 amino acids)
Biological process (GO): cGMP biosynthetic process; intracellular signal transduction; receptor guanylyl cyclase signaling pathway
Molecular function (GO): guanylate cyclase activity; peptide receptor activity
Source: RefSeq, a predicted model, not a curated record